AUGGAUGCCGACUUAACCAGUUUCACCCAGAGUCAGGAUAUCCUGGCUACACUGACGCAUCAUCAAGCUUGUGAUGUCGCUAGACGGGAACCAUGGGUUCGUGAGUUCAAAUGUGGCAGAGUCAGCUUUGACGCUGUCCUUGAAUCUCCUGUUCGAGCGUCUGGAAGUAGUACUGGAUCCCGAGCCCUACCUUCUUUACGGGAAGAGUACGCAGAUUUCGCUCAACUGGGACCAAUCUCGUUUCCAACCGCACUGCUUGAGACAUCGAAUGGCAUCGAAUUUCUGUUUGGCCGAUGUUUCAAAGUAUUCCGAAGGCUAUCAGCUUCACCUAGCAUUGCAAAUAUAAAUGAGUUUAUGCAAGUUCUUGGUCUGAUAGAAUUUGCUUGUAUCGAUGUCGGUAUGGCGGAUAAAGCUUCGUCAUGCUACAGUAUCCUUCUGUCUAGGCUCUUAUUGAAAGUAGGGCCGCUCGCUAAAGCAGUAUCGUCUUUACCUCUGAAUGUUUGUUGUCAGAACAUUCCUUUCCACGCUGCUCUGUUUUCAUGGAGUUGUGCUUGCAAGUUGCUUGCUGCCUGCGAAAAAAAACCCAUGGGAUCGAAACCAGAAGCAAGCGGGGAAGGGAUUUUGACAGCCGAUACUGCUUUUAUCGUACUCUUAGAUGGUCUGGCAGCGUUGAGGAAAAACUGUUCAAGUCUGGUGGAGCUUUAUUCGACAAACUCCAAUCAAUUACUCCAUAGUAGUUUCCGUAUUGUACAAUGCCUAGUAAAGGGUGAAAGUCCAUACGACCCAAGCCAGCGACGUGCACUUGGGUCUCUCGUGACCACUCCCGAAAACUUUCUGAUAUUCUUCUUCGAAAUACUUUCUCAUCUCGUUGAUAUUCGCGUAAUUGCUUCUGAUGAAAUUAUGGCACGAUUUGUCUUGCUAGCUGGUAUGGGUGAUCUGCUGUGUGAUACCGCUCUUUUACCCACGUGCAAAGUUCUGCUAUCGUUUCUUCAAAAAUACAACUUGAAAGGUCUAGCAAAGAUAAGAAAAUUUGCCUCGAAACUCGUUACAAAAAUCCUUCAAACAGUAGACGAACUUGAUUUGACUGAACUGGAGAAACUGAGUCGAGGCGAGGCUGCUAAAUGGGCAGAUUAUGUGACACAUUCAUUUAGUUACUGUGUUGCUGAAGAACCAUUACUGAUAGCUUUCUUAACAAGACUCCUUUCUGAUGAUCAGCUUAGCUCUUGUCGUGGUAUCGUUAUCAAUAGGUAUUCGAACGUCAAGCUACUUGUUAAUGGAUGUGUGCUCUCAUCGAUGCUUUCAAUGCUUCUAGCUCUCGUUGCCGGAAUUGAAGAUUGGCAGGAGCUUUCCACGAAGAUGUGUGAAUGGUUUACGGGAUCCAUCGCACGUGCCAACGAAACGCAAUGUUUUGUGUACUUCAACGCUCUCGACGUGCUUGCUUUGAUUACGAAUGAGAAGGAUAUUGGAAGAAGAGCUGGUAUAUUCAAUACAGUAACCAAAUGCAUGAACUCACUGUCGUUGCCUGAAAGAAGCAAAGUCUUCGCCACUAAGUACUUGUCUCUGGUGAAAUCUUCAUCGAAGCAGUUAGCUUGUAUUGAUGUCAAUCGUUUUGUGUCAGUGGUCGCAACUCCAGUUUUGCUUGAAUUUCUCUAUUCGCUCACUGAUAUUUCCGCCGAGAUUUCUGGCUCUAUCUGGGACAAGGCAGCGAGUCUUCUUUCCUCGAGGCCUGCUGAUAGCAAGCUGCGAGAGUUUGUUGUCAACCAGUUGUCCAUCGGUUUGGAGAACAGAUCGCCCAACUCUGUGACACGAUUCAAAUCGACUCUGGAGAAAAUGAAUACUGUUCACCCCGAUGCAGAUUUCCUCUUCGUGUUUUGUAAUAGCAUUCUUGCACGGCUGCCAAGAAUUUCCUCUCACUUAGUAGGUUAUAUGGUACCACCUUGGAUCUACGCCGUGCUCGCGUUUUCAACAACCAGAGAAAUGGAUACGAAAAGAUUUACGUCAUUGAUUUGGGAUCACAUUGUGCCCAUGCUCAGUAGUAUUGUACCUUGUGCGGCAAUGGAGCUGUCUCCUGGGAAUUCGGAAAUCUUCGUCACAAAAUUUUUCACGGCACUUGGAAAUAGUACGGCAUCUGGGGACACGAUACGAAAGAUAGUUGCCGAUUCUGUGCCUUUUCACCUAGCUAAUCAAAUUGCAACAUUGUUGAAAAAUGACGAUAAGGAGUUGCAGGAGCGAAUCGUGAGAGUAUGUGGCGAAAUUAUCUGCAAUGUGGGCUCUAAUUUGCUGUCCAUUGCUGAGGCCGAUGCCCGACGUACUGGACUUAACCGAACUGCUUUUGUCGUGCUGACUCAGGCACUUGUUUCGAAGAUGAUUAAAGGUGCGAUGGAUCCAGAUUUUCUUCUGCAAACUGUUCCUUUGUAUGUGGCAGCACUGGCAAAGUUGCCGUACAGAAUUUUUGUGUAUUCUCGCAUCAAAGAUCUCCUCCUCAAGUUUGGUGACGACUCAGCAAUAGCCUCACGAAUUGCCGUUGAACUGGAGUUCUUGCAUGGAACGGCGCACUAUAACCAACUGGCAAAGGAGGCUGAUCAGAAACUGAGAAAAUUUAUAUCGGGCACUGAUCAAUAG
Molecule: messenger RNA, 2622 nt
Organism: Haemonchus placei
Lineage: Eukaryota; Metazoa; Nematoda; Chromadorea; Rhabditida; Trichostrongylidae
Source: the annotation of a GenBank genome assembly